Molecule: messenger RNA, 4431 nt
Organism: Fusarium subglutinans
Lineage: Eukaryota; Fungi; Ascomycota; Sordariomycetes; Hypocreales; Nectriaceae
Exons: 1
Coding region: 1-4431 (1476 amino acids)
Source: RefSeq, a predicted model, not a curated record
AUGGCACGCGAAUCAGAUCCUAGCUGGCUCUGGGAUUGGCUGUGGGAUUCUAUUUUCACCCCAGGCAAGCCUUUUGACACCAAACACUGCAUUAUUGCCCUCACCACUAUCUACGUUCUUUACAAGGUCCUCAAGACGAUGGGCAUCGUCCUUGUGCCCAUGACAAUCCUCCUCGCCGACUGCCUUGUCAGCUUGGCCGUACUAAUCACUCUCGUCGUCCCUAUGUUCAUCUUUUUUCUUCGGGAUGUACUCAAAAGCCUCCUCUGGCCAUUCUUCUGGCCAGUGUGGACUGUUUGGGAGUAUCUUACGAUGCCGAGCAUCCUUACAACCCUUGCCAUGAUCAAAUCUAUGGCUUGUCAAGCGAUGGAAAUGGUGAGAGAAUAUCUCAUUUCUACACAAGACGAACUAUCCGAGAUCACAGGUGCUGAAUUUAGAAAUAAUGACGCACCAGACGGAAACAUAACCGGCAUCCAACCCAGCCAUACUGGUGCAGAACAGCGGAUGAGACAGCGGGUCGAGGAGGACAAUACCACGAGACAAGCUCAAGUCCUCAACGAGCAGAAUCGGAUUGCUGAGGCAGAAAACCAGAGAUUGAGAAUAGCGAAUGAGAGAAGGAGAAUCGAGAAUGAAAGGACUGGCUUAGUCUGGGAAGGCCUUCAAUCAAGAGGGCUAAUAAACCGUCAACGCCUCCGAGAACUGAAUCGCCCUAGACUGCUUGAUGCUUCCAGGCCUGGCGAGGCGACAUUAGCUGGAAGUUUUAGAGCCGGCGGCCCCGUAUCUCUGCCUCCGGCCCAUGAGCCUGCCCCGGGACCUUCAACUACACCGGGAUCUUCAACUACAGCAGGGCCUUCAACUAUACCAGGACCUUUGACUAUAAUGGGACCUCUAACUGUACUGGGAACUUUGACUGUACUGGGACAUCCAACUACACCAGGAUCUCCUCCUCCUCCGCCGGGACCUUCUCCUCCUCCUGCACCGGGACCCCCUCCUACACCAGGAUCUCCUCCUACGCCGACUCCUCCAGCCCGUCCUCCUCUACCAGUCCCGGCUCCUGCUGAUACAAGACAUAUUCCGAGAGGACAAGACAUCAAAAGAGCCUGGGAAGAAGGAUGGUACAAAACCCUAGGACCGAGACGUACUGUGGUCAAGAAUGCGAGCACGCAAACGGAGCCAACAGAUCUUGCUAGCCGUGGCAUGGAGGCAAAGCCCUUAGAGCUGCCACCCCGAUCGUAUGUCAGUCAGGGUGUACAGACUGACCCGGUGGACACCCCCGUCCAAGAAGAGCCCGAGGCCUCAGUAGUUGUGCCAGAGCUUUUAGUCUCAGAGCCGAGUCCAGAUCCAGCUUCGCCUGAGGAUACGGACACACAAGCGUCUCUCGACAAGGGGAAGGCCCUCGAGGACCCCGAGCCAAGAGUCAACGCCAACUUGCUCAUUAUCCAAGAAAAUAGAGCUGAAGACGAAGUAAAGGAGCCAGAACACUCUGCUAUACCCUCACCUCGUCCCGCCUCUAUCGCACUUCCUGACUCGCCUGAGCCUACAACUGAUGCUGAACCUGAGCCCGUACAGACUCAUGCUACGGGCCUCGACCGUCCCACCGCCAUCCACUCAUCUGUUUCAGCUUUCAUGAGGUCUGCACGACUGUCUGCUGUAGGGACUUCGAGGCGAAAGGAGCGGGCGCCCAAGUCUUCUAUUGGCGGCGCAAAGUCAAAGGGGCAUAAGGAUACAAGUCGCCAAUCACGAAAGGGUGUUACUACCAGAAGUAGUAAAAAGGCCAAUACCGAAAGGUAUGAAGACAAAAGAGCGAAGAUGUACGAGAUGUCGAUGGGGCUGUUGGACCAACAACCUCCUAGUUCAUUCAAGUCUCUGAAGACCCAGCAAGUCAUUGAUACUACUACCACUUCCGCCAGCGUCCCUAUUCCCUCCACGCCCAUGUCACAUGACGACUCGAAACAUGAUAUUCAAGCAAGUCCUGUCGUUAGAGAUCUACUUACCCCUGAGCUUCCUUUGCCAGAGACUACUGAUCGUCAAGCUACUCCAGAGAAUCCAUCUGUCUCUAAUGUUUUGACUAGCGACUCCAUAGAUACAGCCUCGGGAGCCCAAGAUGUCCAAGGCGAAGCCCCUCUUCAGACCUUCCCGGAGCCCCUUUCAAGCGUCGUAUCCGCCGAGAAUGAGCCUCUCACGGGACACCAAUCUACUACAGUAGACCCAAGCACUGAGAGGAGCCAACAGGCUUUGACUAAAGCUUUGAUUGAAGCUUGUGAAAAUGCUUCUAAAGAGACACCGCUCGUCAAAGUCAAUGAAGAUGAGACAACCUUGCCCCCUGCUUUGAAACCGUUCCUUUCAAACACGCUGGGCCACUCUGUAUCUGAGGGAACAAGUAUAGGGCAGCAACCCAGCUCUCCUGGUCCUAGCUCCAUUCCCACACUUCGGGAGAUUGAAGACAUAGAUACUUCGCUCGAUGAGCUAAUCGCAGCAUCUGCCCAGCGCGUGUGCAGCGAAUCUGACGAGGAUAUAUAUGGGGAUAGCCUCGAUGGCCAUGAUGUGGUCGAAAACCAACAAGAACGCUUGGACGGAGGACCAGAAAAACAAGCCGCAAAAACAAACCCUCAGGACAGUGACGAAGAGAUGGGGACUUCCGAGCAUGGUGCCGCCGGUCUGGAGGAGCAGCCCUUCCCAGUAUCUGCAACGAAUGACGCCCAAAUGACCGAUGUCUGGCGGCCAAAUGAAGAUGAAACCAGAAGAAUAGGAGAAGCAUCUCAGGAUGUGUUUAAGUUCCUUAUGGAAGAAGAUGACGAAGACGCCUGGGAAGACAUGGAACCAGAAAGAGAGCCGUCAACGAGCCCGAUGAGAGAUAUAGAAGACGAAGAUCAACAGUCAAACAUCAAAGAUACUGCUAUGCAGGAUAUGCAGUUGCCUGCACCGCCGGCCAUUCCAGCCUUCACAUUUCAACAGCCAGGGGCCCCGACUAUCAAGAUAGGGAUGACUGAAGAGGAGGAAAAAGAGCUUGCAGAGGAGCUUAUAGACGCGUUGAUGGAAGACAGAGAGGAAGACGGCGAUGGCACACCCUCACAAGAUGUUCAACCUCCCAUUGCUCCCACUCAACCUUGUAUUUUCCCCCCUCAACCUAGUCCCCCUCAACCUCCUACUGCUCCCACUCAACCUUUUGUCUGGCCCUCUCAACCUCCCGUUUCUCCCUUUUCUCCCGUUUCUCCCCUGUCUCCCAUUUCUUCCAUUUCUCCCAGUUCUCCCAUUCAGCCUCCCUUGUCUCCAGGACGGCUUCUAGAGAAUUUUCGUGCUAGAGCCAAGGCAGCAGCAGCAGAACCGCAGACAGACAAAGAUAAGCCCUACAAGCCAGGCAUCACGGACAACGAUCCCAUUGAUCCAGUGAAAGAAGCUACUGCUGAACAGCGCGCUACCCGAAAGAUUGCGAAACCGAUGCUGCGAGCUUGUAAGAACACUCCCACGGUGUCGCAAGGGCAACCCCACACACAGCCAGGAUCAUUACAGCAAACGCCCUCCCAGGUAAAUGAAGACAGCAGAGCUGAUAUAGCGGAGAUGGACGAGGCGGCUCUCCGUCUAUUAGACCUCGCAGCUGGUGUCGGUAUUGUUGUCGGGAAUGAUGCUUCAAACCAGGCAGUGUCUCCUUCAGACAAGGACUCUAGUCAUAAGGAUACUGAUGCCCAUAUCACAAACAGUCAGAAAACCAAUACUCAUGAGACUAACAUACAGGAGUCAUCCAUCAGGGAUCAUGAAGUCGAAAGACCAACAGCAACGACUCUGCCAGAGGAACAGUCUGAACCAAACUCACAGCAACCUCAAAGCGCCUCUGCAUCUACCUUGCAAGCUGAAAGCCGACCCUCACUAGUUCAAAUAACGCUCACUCAAACACCAGCAGCCCCAAGCACAGCCGCAGCUCGGCAAAAUACUCCCACUGCGAACACAUCACCCAUCGUAGCGGGCCCCAGCAAUACGCAACAACAACCGAAUAUUCGCCCAGUGAUUGUAGGUGGACUGGCACUUCCAGGGGGCAACCCAACGCUUUAUAACCGAACAAGAACGGCCACACCAGCGCGUGUGAACUCCGGCCCUACCCCAGAGGAGUUUGCAGAGUUCAGCAGGAAACAACAGGAACGACUGACGACGCGAAGACGGAAUAAGCCACCACCCAGUGUCUUUAUGCAGCCGAGACGGCCAGCUCCAGCUCCAGCUCCAGCUCCGUCGACACCUCGCAGAAACUCUUCCACUCAAGGACGGUCGCCAUCACUGGCGACUACCAAUGAGGGCGAUGAGAAUAAGAAGGCUGAUAUGGAGGCGACGUUUGGUACCCCGGAUACUAAUAAAAAGAAACAAGGCCUAAAAAUCAUCGACAUCAGGAACGUCCCGAAUCAUAUAAGAGAUCAGAUGAAGGAACAUGAUGCCAAAGACGCCUAG